AUGGUGUUGUUUAAUUGUAAAGCAUUAUUAACAAAGACACAAUGGUGGCGUCAGUUUAAAUCAAAAAGAGAAGAUUCCUCCCAACAGCCAAAUAUAUUUAAUUGGAGAUCACUUUCUCCUGAUCGACCCCCGCUUCCUAUCUUUAUACCUGAAUUUUCAUCACCAUCCAUUCAUGAUUCUUUAAGCUUAGACAACAACAAUAUUCAUAAAAAUGCAUUCAAUCAUUCAUCUUCACUCUUACUAAAUACAACAUUAGAUAUACCCUUAGACUCUUUAUCAUUUAAUAAGUCUAUCUCUCGGAAAAGUUCACAUAGAUUUAGAAAACAACCCCUUUACCCUAUUCCUGAAGAAAGCGAAAUAAUGACAAAAUCAUCCACUGUAACAAAUAAUAAUAAUAGUAGUAGGAGCAGUAGUAGUAGGAGCAGUAGUAGCAGCAGUAGCAGCAGUAGUAAUAAAAAUGAAAAUACUCAACAACCAAAAAAAAUACCUUUACUCGAUAGUCUUGUAGAAGAAGAAGAAAUGCUUUAUGAUUCUUCUACUCAAUCUUCUAUCAGCUUUCAUCCCGCUUCUGUCAUUAAUGAUCAUUCAAGAAAGAGAUCUCCAAGAUUAGAAACUAUUCCCGAACCAUCCAUGAGUUCUAUUGAAAAGAAAGGUAAUUCAACUGCCUCAACAUCGGCUGAUCCCUUUAGAAUUGAUAUUUCUUCUUGUCAACUUAAAACUAUAAAUAUUGAAGAUGCAUCCCGUAUCACUCACUAUCCUGAUAGUUUUAAAGGCAAUGAAAAUCUUUGUAAACAUGAACUUGCAACUAUGAUUUUGACAGCUCGAGAGUAUCGAAAGAGUAAUUUAAACAGAAAUGAGCCAGUAGAAAUGAAUUUAUUGUUUGAUAUUAAUGGCAAUGUUGAAUUUAUGCGCUUGCUUCGUCAAAAUGAUCGAACUGAGUAUCAUAAGUUUAUUGGUAACUGUCAAUUCCUUCCACCCGAGUUAUAUAAUGAUCCUACCUAUAAUGCAGAAAAAGCAGAUAUUUGGGUAAUGGGUAUUUGUUUGUACCUUAUGUAUUCGGGAGAUCUUCCAUUCAUGGCUCCAACACAUCAACACAUGUUUAAGAAAAUGCAAAACAGUAAUUAUCAAUUCAAACAUCGUGGUUUUUCUGAUGAUUUGCAACAACUUAUAAAGCUCAUGUUAAAUCCUAUACCAGAACAAAGAGCAUCCUUGGAUUUAAUUUCUCAUCAUUCUUGGCUUCAACCUUAUCGAUCUCAAUUAAUCCAAGAUAAUAAUAAUAAUAACAGAUUUUCUGGUGCAACAGUUGUAAAUAAAAGAAACAGCGAAGUGCUUUCAAUGACAUCAUCAUCUGCAUCUUCCAAGCAUCAUACCAACUUGAUGGAUUUUCCUGUCCAAAGAUACAGAAAAUCUAUGAAAAGAUUCGUAGCACCUAAUCAAAAGACUAAAACUACUCCACUUACCUUGAUUAACCCAAUUUCAGAGAAUCAAAGUCGUGCCCCUGAACAAGAUUUACCAAAAGAUAAAAUGCAUAAACUGAAAGGGAUUUGGAAAAAGACAAUUAAAUUUAUCGUUCAUGGUCCUUCUCCUCCUCCUCGAAGAUCUCGUGAAAAAUUAAAUAAUCUUGGUAUUUGCCAAACAACGUUUACUGAAUAUACCAAGUUUUAUAAUAUGCCAAACUGA
Cokeromyces recurvatus is the source of this 1680-nucleotide messenger RNA. RefSeq lists its product as uncharacterized. The record is from RefSeq and is a predicted model, not a curated record. The coding region runs from base 1 to 1680 and encodes 559 amino acids. Gene Ontology annotation, molecular function: protein kinase activity; ATP binding. Gene Ontology annotation, biological process: protein phosphorylation. The transcript is spliced from 3 exons. NCBI's taxonomy places the organism in Eukaryota, Fungi, Mucoromycota, Mucoromycetes, Mucorales, Mucoraceae.